This is a messenger RNA of Anopheles nili, 6902 nucleotides long. It is a transcript of the gene Lar, whose product is annotated as tyrosine-protein phosphatase Lar. Gene Ontology annotation, biological process: protein dephosphorylation. NCBI's taxonomy places the organism in Eukaryota, Metazoa, Arthropoda, Insecta, Diptera, Culicidae. Bases 680 to 6766 code for a protein of 2028 amino acids. The record is from RefSeq and is a predicted model, not a curated record. The transcript has 20 exons. Gene Ontology annotation, molecular function: protein binding; protein tyrosine phosphatase activity.
UUAUCAAUAAUCAUUGGCUAUGUUUUCAAUUCAGUCGUAUUAGUGUACGUGUUGGUGUUUAUGAUUGAGUGUCUAACGUCCAACGCGACAGCGAAGGGCAAAUGUUGCCUUCGGUGAACGUGUGUGUUUGAUGUGCUUAAUGGUGUUGAUGCUAGGGCUUCAGUUCGCCUAGCUACUCCCGGAAUGUGCGGAAGUGAUAAUCGAGUGCAAAGUUGGCCCAGCAUAGAAGCAGCAAGACCAUCCCAGUAAACCAGCCACUCAGCCACGGACUGCCGAAACCAUCUUUUUGGUGGUGGCGGUGCGGACGAGAUUGCUUCAGCAACAAGUGAAAGAAUAAUUCAUACUUGAAUUACUACGAGUGAAUCAUUAAAAGACGUUCUCACAUCUUUGGAAAUGGAUCAUAAAUUCGGACAAUGUUAGGCUGGUAUUAUUAAGGAAAAUACUCCGUCAAUUCUAUGACCUCAUUCAGUAUUGCACGGUCUGUGUUAUAUAGAGGCGAAAUUGAUGCAUGUAAAAUAAAAAAAAAGAAAGGACGUUUAGUAACAACUUCCCGAAAAUAUCAGCCUGCACUUUGUCAAAACUGCUUGGCAAGGUUCUCAUAGAGUCCUGAAGCAUUGACGCACUAAGAUAAUUUCCAAAGAGAGAAAGAUACAUUGAGAAAACAUUUCCACGUUCGGAAAUGGGGCUGCGGGUGGUCGAUUCGGCCGCAGCCUUACUGUUGGCUAUAUUCGUCACACUUUUUCUGCUGGCUGAGGUACCAAGGAGUGUAAAAGCAUCACACCCUCCGGAGAUCAUCAAAAAACCAGUAAACCAGGGCGUGCGAGUUGGCGGAGUGGCAACAUUCUUCUGUGAAGCUCAUGGAGAUCCUCAACCAACGGUUAUAUGGCGCAAAAAUAGCAAAAAAAUAAUGAUGACCCAGUCACGGUACACGGUGUACGACGCUAAUGGAGUUUCAAUGUUACGUAUCGAACCGGUGCGUGCUGGACGCGACGAUGCACCGUACGAGUGUGUGGCGGAAAAUGGCGUUGGAGAUGCAGUCUCAGCCGAGGCGACGCUGACCGUUUAUGAAGGAGAAAAAACACCGGCCGGAUUCCCCGUGAUCAGCCAAAUCCCCACGAUUCGUGUAAUUGAAACGGGUCAUACGGCCGUGAUGCAGUGCAAGGCAACCGGGUCGCCACCGCCAAAGAUCUACUGGAUAAAAGACAUGAAGCAUGUUGAUAUGACCAAUCCACGCUACAGCAUCAACAGCGAAGGAAGCCUUCAGAUUGACAACAGCGAGGAAAGUGACAUGGGCAAGUACGAGUGUGUCGCCGAAAACUCCGUUGGAACCGAGCACACCAAACCGACGCCGCUGUACGUGAAGGUUCGCCGAGUACCGCCGACAUUUUCGCGUCCCCCAGAACCCGUGUAUGAGGUCAUGCUUGGGGCGAACCUUACGCUCACCUGCGUGGCCGUUGGGUCCCCGAUGCCAAACGUCAAAUGGCGCAAGGGCGUUGAUCAGGAUUUGACACCGGAAAACGACGUCCCGGUUGGGCGGAACGUGCUGGAGCUGAUUGACAUACGCGUCAGUACUAAUUACACCUGCAUAGCUCAAUCCAACCUCGGUGUCAUCGAAGCUACCUCACUGGUCAAAGUUCAAUCAUUGCCAGCUGCGCCGACGGAUGUGACUAUCUCAGAAGUAACCGCGACACAGGUGCGCCUGGAGUGGUCCUACAAGGGCUCGGAAGAUCUCCAAUACUACGUCAUACAGUACAAGCCGAAGAACGCAAAUCAGGCGUUCAGUGAGAUCAGUGGUAUCAUAACGAUGUUCUACGUAGUACGUACGCUCAGUCCGUACACCGAGUAUGAGUUCUACGUUAUCGCGGUGAAUAAUAUUGGCCGCGGACCACCGUCGUUGCCGGCCACAACGACCACCGGGGAGACAGAAAUGGAAAGUGCUCCGAGAAACAUCGAAGUGAAACCGUUAAGCUCGUCGACAAUGCUUAUAACGUGGGAACCACCUGAGACCCCUAAUGGACAAGUGACUGGAUAUAAGGUAUACUAUACCACAACCCCAAACCAACCCGAAGCGUCGUGGGACUCGCAGAUGGAAACCAACGAUAUGACGACCAUUUCGGAGCUGACUCCACACGCGAUUUAUACGAUACGGGUGCAGGCAUUCACCUCCAUGGGUGCCGGUCCACUGUCCAACCCGGUACAAGUCAAGGCACAACAAGGCGUUCCCUCGCAACCAAGCAACUUUCGGGCCACCGAUGUCGGCGAAACAGCUGUCACCCUGCAAUGGUCCCGGCCGACUCACUCGGGCGAGAACAUCGUACACUACGAGCUGUACUGGAAUGACACUUAUGCAAACGAGCAGCAUCAUCAACGAAUUCCGAACACCGAGACCUACACCCUGAGCAGCCUCUACCCGGACACGCUGUACUACUUCUGGCUGUCGGCGCGGUCCCAACGUGGCGAGGGUGCCACUACUCCGCCAAUUCCGGUGCGCACGAAACAGUACGUACCCGGUGCACCACCUCGUAAUGUAACUGUCGAAGCCACAAGUCCAACCACUAUCAACGUAUCCUGGCUGCCACCACCGGUCGAACGAUCGAAUGGGGCCAUAGUUUAUUAUAAGGUGUUCUUCGUCGAGGUUGGGCGAACGGAUAGUGAGGCUACAGUAACCACCCUCAACUCGACUAGCCUCGUCCUGGACGAGCUAAAGCGUUGGACGGAGUACAAGAUUUGGGUCCUAGCCGGAACCUCCGUUGGUGACGGACCUCGAUCGUACCCGUACACGGUUCGCACACAUGAAGACGUGCCCGGAGACCCGCAGGAUGUCAAGGCAAACCCAGUCAAUUCGACGACCAUCUUCGUCACGUGGAAACCACCGAAGGAGAAAAACCGCAACGGCAUCAUACGAGGCUAUCACAUUCACGUGCAGGAAAUGAGGGACGAGGGCAAAGGACUGUUGAAUGAACCGAUGAAGUUCGAUGUCGUCGAUGGGCUAGAAUACAACGUCACGGGGUUGCAACCGGACACGAAAUACUCCGUCCAGGUGGCCGCACUCACCCGCAAAGGAGACGGUGACCGUAGCGCACCGAUAUCGGUAAAAACUCCCGGCGGUGUCCCGAUACGACCAACCGUGACGCUGAAGAUCCUCGAGCGCGAUCCAACCGUCUCGAUCGAGCUUGACUGGGAACGUCCGAUACAGACGUACGGUGAACUGCGAGGGUACCGCGUCCGGUGGGGCGUCCGCGAACAAGUCCUACAGGAAGAGAUCCUCCAGGACACGCGAUUGAACGUGAAACGCAUCAACGACCUGGAGCGUGGUGUUGAGUACGAGUUCCGUGUGGCGGGUAUGAACCACAUCGGCAUCGGUCAGGAAGCGGUGAAGCUUCUCCAAACACCGGAAGGCUCACCGACCGGUCCACCCACCAACAUAGCCGUACGGUUCCAAACACCGGACGUGGUGUGCAUCACCUGGGAGCCACCGACGCGGGAACAUCGCAACGGGCAAAUCACGCGCUACGACGUGCAGUUCCACAAGAAGAUCGAUCACGGACUCGGAACCGAACGAAACACAACCGUCCGCAAGGCGGUGUUCACAAAUUUGGACGAAAGCACCGAGUACAUCGUGCGGGUGCGUGCCUACACCAAACAGGGUGCCGGUCCGUUCAGCGAAAAGCUCGUUAUUGCGACCGAACGUGACAUGGGACGGGCACCGUUUUCGGUGCAAGCCGUAGCCACCUCGGAGCAGACGGUCGAAGUCUGGUGGGAACAGGUGCCAUCGCGAGGCAAACUCGUCGGUUACAAGAUCUUCUACACCAUGACGGCGGUCGAGGAUCUGGACGAGUGGCAAACCAAGGUGGUCGGUGUGACGGAAUCGGCCGAUCUGAUCAACCUGGAAAAGUUCGCCCAGUAUGCGGUCGCCAUCGCAGCCGUGUACAAAACGGGCCUGGGAAAGCUCAGCGAAAAAGCCACCGUCAAAGUGAAGCCCGAAGAUGUGCCACUGAACCUGCGCGCGCACGAUGUCAGCACACACUCCAUGACACUGAGCUGGGCUCCACCGAUCCGGCUCAAUCCGAUCAACUACAAGAUCUCGUUCGAUGCGGUGAAGGAAUUCGUCGACUCGCAGGGCAUAUCGCAGAAGCAGAUCCUGCAGCGGAAAGAGAUCGUGCUGAAGAGCCACGUCAAGUCGCACACGAUCAACGAGCUGUCACCCUUCACGACGUACUUCGUGAACGUCAGUGCGAUCCCGACCGAUUACACGUACAAACCGCCGGCGAAGAUCACCGUCACUACGCAGAUGGCAGCUCCCCAGCCGAUGGUGCAGCCCGACUUCUACGGUGUUGUAAACGGCGAAGAGAUCCAGGUGAUACUGCCACAAGCGUCCGAGGAGUACGGUCCGAUCUCGCACUACUACCUGAUCGUGGUACCCGAGGACAAGGCGAAUCUGCACAAGAUACCGGACCAGUUCCUGACGGAGGAGCUGCUGGCAUCACGCCCCAAGCUAGACCGCCCGAAUGCGCCCUACAUCGCGGCCAUGUUCCUGCAGCGUAACAUCCCGUACACGUUCCACCUGGGUUCGGGCGAAACUAAUCACAAUUUCACCAACAAAAAGCUGGAACGCGGAAAGCGCUACCGGAUCUUCGUUCGUGCCGUUGUCGACACUCCCCAGAAGCAUCUGUACACGUCGAGCCCGUUCUCGGAGUUCCUCGCGCUGGACAUGAAGGAAGCCCCGACGGGUGAACCACCGCAUCGUCCUAACCCGAACGUGCCGCAAGAUCCGGAGAUAUUGAUCCGGGGUAAAAACGAGGAACCCGGUAUGCUGCGAGUCAUCGGUCCGAUCAUUGCCGCCCUGGUGCUGUGUGCCUGCUUUUUGGUGGUGUACUUCGUACGUCGCCGACGUCAACCAUGCAAGGCACCGGAUCAAGCGGCCGUUACGCGGCCACUGAUGGCGGCCGAUCUGGGCGCAGGUCCAGCUCCCACCGAUCCGGUCGAUUUGCGACGACUCAACUUCCAGACACCGGGCAUGAUCAGUCACCCGACGAUUCCGAUCUCGGAGCUGACGAACCACGUCGAGCGGCUGAAGGCGAACGAUAACUUGAAGUUUUCGCAGGAGUACGAAAGCAUCGAACCGGGCCAACAGUUCACGUGGGAUCACUCCAACAUGGAGGUGAACAAACCGAAGAACCGCUACGCCAACGUAACCUCGUACGAUCACUCGCGCGUGAUACUGCCACCGAUCGAGGGCGUGCAGGGAUCGGACUACAUCAACGCGAACUACUGCGACGGGUAUCGCAAGCACAACGCGUACGUGGCCACGCAAGGACCACUGCAGGAGACGUUCGGGGACUUUUGGCGCAUGUGCUGGGAGCUUAAAUCGUCCACGAUCGUGAUGAUGACGCGGCUAGAAGAGCGAUCACGCAUCAAGUGUGACAUGUACUGGCCGGCACGUGGCACCGAGGUGUACGGUGCCAUGACGGUGACCAUCACAGAAACGCAGGAACUGGCGACGUACUCGAUCCGCACGUUCCAGAUCUACCGCAACGGUAGCAACGAGCGGCGUGAGAUUAAACAGCUGCAAUUUACGGCUUGGCCCGAUCACGGUGUACCCGAUCAUCCGGCACCGUUCCUGCAGUUCCUGCGACGUACCAAAUCCCUCACGCCAUCGGAAUCGGGCCCGAUCGUGGUGCACUGUUCGGCAGGUGUUGGCCGGACCGGGUGCUACAUCGUCAUCGAUUCGAUGCUCGAGCGCAUGAAGUACGAGAAAACGAUCGACAUCUACGGGCACGUGACGUGUUUGCGAGCCCAACGCAACUACAUGGUACAGACGGAGGAUCAGUACAUCUUCAUCCACGACGCGCUGCUGGAGGCGGUGAUCUGCGGCAACACGGAAGUUCCGGCUCGUAGCCUGCACAACCACAUCCAAAAGCUGAUGCAAACGGAGCAGGGCGAGAACAUCACCGGCAUGGAGAUGGAGUUCAAGAAGCUGUCGAACGUGAAGGCCGACUCGACGCGGUUCGUGACGGCCAAUCUUCCAAGCAACAAGCACAAGAACCGCCUGGUGCACAUCCUUCCGUACGAAUCGUCUCGCGUCUGUCUGACACCGAUUCGUGGCGUUGAAGGCAGUGACUACAUAAAUGCCAGCCUUGUCGAUGGCUAUCGCUACCGGAACGCUUACAUUGCCGCCCAAGGACCUCUGCAGGAGACAGCGGAAGAUUUCUGGCGCAUGCUCUGGGAACACAACUCAACGAUUGUGGUUAUGCUGACAAAGUUGAAGGAAAUGGGACGGGAGAAAUGCUUCCAGUACUGGCCUCACGAGCGUUCGGUGCGGUACCAGUGCUACGUGGUGGAUCCGAUCGCCGAGUACAACAUGCCGCAGUACAAACUGAGGGAGUUCAAGGUUACGGAUGCCCGUGACGGCUCCUCACGUACGGUGCGCCAGUUCCAGUUCAUCGACUGGCCGGAACAGGGUGUGCCAAAGUCCGGCGAGGGUUUCAUCGACUUCAUCGGCCAGGUGCACAAAACGAAGGAGCAGUUUGGCCAGGAUGGCCCGAUUACGGUGCAUUGCAGUGCGGGUGUUGGCCGUACCGGCGUCUUCAUAACGCUCAGCAUCGUCCUCGAGCGGAUGCAGUACGAAGGGGUGCUGGACGUGUUCCAGACGGUUCGAAUACUGCGCUCCCAGCGGCCAGCAAUGGUGCAGACGGAGGACCAGUACCAGUUUUGCUAUCGCGCUGCGCUGGAGUACCUCGGCUCGUUUGAUCACUACGCCACCUAAAGGACGAAAACCUAAAUCGCAAGCUCCUGUAACUCCUGUGCCUGUACAGGAGUGUCAGCAUCAGGCAGCAGCAGCAGCUCCCUUCAUCAAAUCACAGGCUGAAAGCGAUCGAGGUUGGUGUUAUCUUGUUCCAGGU